Molecule: messenger RNA, 2664 nt
Organism: Tyto alba (common barn owl)
Lineage: Eukaryota; Metazoa; Chordata; Aves; Strigiformes; Tytonidae
Gene: DDX4
Product: DEAD-box helicase 4
Exons: 18
Coding region: 124-2130 (668 amino acids)
Biological process (GO): gamete generation; cell differentiation
Cellular component (GO): P granule; nucleus
Molecular function (GO): ATP binding; RNA binding; RNA helicase activity
Source: RefSeq, a predicted model, not a curated record
UCUGUUAGGAAAGGAGGUCGCCCGUUUGCUUCCGUGCGUGUGCGGUCAGCAUGCAGGCACAAUUCCUGCCAAAACAAACCACGCUCCCUCUUCACAUGAACGGCUGAGCGCGUUCUGUGGGGAAUGGGGCUUCCCGAGUCUCCUGACCUGCCCGGGCGGUAUGCAACACUUCCUGAGCAAAGGGCAGAGCUGGCAGGGGACAGCAUGAACCAAGAGGACUGGAACGCAGAGAUGGGGGACAAGGAAUCGGCAGUCCUCCUACCCCUUCAGCAGGCUGACUUCUCUGAAAGACCAAGUGGCCCCUCUUUUGGCUUCAGUCCACAUAUGUGCUCAUUGGGUGCUAUUGAAAGACCUAACAGGAGUCAGGAUAUGCAGAAUUAUUUUGAAGUGUAUGGUAGGAGUAGAGAUGCUGGUGAAUGUGUGAACAGACGAUGUCAACCAGUGAAUAGAUUUAGUAGUAGAAGGAGUUUUGGAAACAGAGGUUUUCAAGAAAGGAAUGUUGUAGGAGAUUCUAGUACACAGAGUAGAGGCUUUAGAGGAUUUCCUCUUGGCUUUGGACGAGGUGAAAUUACAGGUAUUAAAGAUGAGCAAAGAGAUGGACCUCAGUCUGACGUUUUUCUUGGCUCUAGAGGAAGAGGAGCAUUUGGAGGUCAUGCAGCAGCUUACAAAGAAUGCAAUGAACAAAUAGGUUCUGAAAGAGGUCCAAAGGUGACUUAUGUGCCCCCUCCUCCACCUGAUGAUGAACAAGCCAUCUUUGCACAUUAUCAGAUGGGAAUUAAUUUUGACAAGUAUGAUGAAAAUGUUGUUGAAGUGUCAGGACUUGACCCUCCAGCACCAUUACUGGCUUUUGAAGAGGCUAACCUCUGUCAGACUUUAAACAUGAACAUUGCUAAAGCUGGAUACUCUAAACUUACUCCGGUGCAGAAGUACAGCAUUCCUAUUAUACUGGCAGGACGGGAUUUAAUGGCAUGUGCCCAAACAGGAUCAGGAAAAACUGUAGCUUUUCUUCUACCAAUUGUGGCCCACAUGAUGAGAGAUGGCAUAACUGCCAGUAGCUUUAAAGAGAAGCAAGAGCCGGAAUGUAUUAUUGUUGCCCCAACUAGAGAACUGAUAAAUCAGAUCUUCCUAGAAGCAAGGAAAUUUGUUUAUGGAACUUGUAUAAGGCCUGCUGUCAUCUAUGGAGGUACACAAACAGGCCAUUCAAUUCGUCAGGUAAUACAAGGUUGUAAUAUACUAUGUGCCACUCCAGGAAGGCUUCUAGACAUCAUUGGAAGAGAGAAGAUUGGUUUGCAUCAUGUGAAAUAUUUGGUGCUAGAUGAAGCAGACCGCAUGCUUGAUAUGGGUUUUGGGUUAGACAUGAAGAAGCUGAUUUCUUACCCAAGUAUGCCACCAAAAGACGAACGCCAAACACUAAUGUUUAGUGCCACUUUUCCUGAAGCAGUUCAGAGGCUGGCUUGUGAAUUUUUGAAAACUGAUUAUUUAUUUGUUGUGGUUGGACAUGUGGGUGGAGCUUGCAGUGAUGUUCAGCAAAAUAUUCUUCAGGUUCCUCAGUAUUCCAAGAGGGAUAAACUCAUAGAAAUCCUACAAAGUAUAGGUCAUGAAAGAACCAUGGUGUUUGUGGACAAAAAGAAAAAAGCAGACUACAUUGCAGCCUUUCUUUGUCAAGAAAAAAUAUCAGCCACUAGCAUCCACGGAGAUAGAGAACAGAGAGAAAGAGAGGUAGCUCUUCACAAUUUUCGUUCUGGAAAAUGUCCAGUUCUCGUGGCAACGUCAGUGGCAGCAAGAGGUCUGGAUAUUGAAAAUGUUCAACAUGUUAUUAAUUUUGAUCUUCCUUCCAACAUUGAAGAGUAUGUACACCGAAUUGGACGAACUGGUCGUUGUGGAAAUACAGGCAAAGCAGUUUGCUUCUUUGAUACCAGUUCAGAUGGCCAUCUUGCACAAUCUUUAGUUAAAGUGCUUUCAGAUGCUCAGCAGGAAGUUCCUGUUUGGUUGGAAGAAAUUGCUUUUGGUUUUCAAGGAGGAAAAGUUAAUGCAUCAGUUAGUGCCCAAACGAAUUACAGAGGCAGAGGAAGCAUCAACCCAGGAGGAAUGAAGAUGUAUUCUGCAGAUGCAUUGGAGUCAUGGGAUUAAAACUACUUCACUACCGAACUAGGUUGUAUUCUGUUGUGUUUUCAGUGAACUGUUGUACUUAAUGUGCCUUACUGUUGAGUUUAUGGAACAUGUAACGUUUAAGGGAGUAGCUCGUAUUGUGUACUAAAGCUUUCAGCAUUGUAUAUGUACUCUGUUAAGAUCUUGAGUGGUAAUCAUCACAAUGGAGGAAAUGAAAAACAGUUUUUUAGGAAACGCUUCAGGUAUUAGGUGUUAAAAUUUUCAGUUAGUGUUUAAUGCCUGGUAGCUGGUAUGCUGUUAUAAAAAUGUUUUGGUUUUGUAUCUUUUUUUCCCCCUGAAUUUACUGCUUAGUUAUCAAAAUUUUGCAUGGAAGAUAGUCCUGUGAAGACCUAGUUUGGGAAAGAGCUUUUUCCACAGGGCUCGUCUAAACUUUAUGUUCAUUCUGGUUUGUAACAGGUCAGUUAUAAAAUCUGAAUCUAGGCUUGACAUGACUUAAUCUUAAGGAUCUGUUAACUACCUUGUAAACAGUUACUUAAUAAAAGCUUGAGGAGUGCA